This is a messenger RNA of Humulus lupulus (European hop), 471 nucleotides long. Its product is annotated as lysine-rich arabinogalactan protein 18-like. The coding region runs from base 1 to 471 and encodes 156 amino acids. The record is from RefSeq and is a predicted model, not a curated record. NCBI's taxonomy places the organism in Eukaryota, Viridiplantae, Streptophyta, Magnoliopsida, Rosales, Cannabaceae. The transcript has 2 exons.
AUGGACUCUGAGAACGUGUUCGACAUUUACAGCACCCCUGCGGCUCCCUCGAGCAGAAAGAAAACAAGCAAGAGGCAUCCUGGGGAAAGCAGUAAAGCACCUCAGGCUACGAAGCCUCGCACUGCAGGCGUCCCGGAGGACGGACCCUCAGCCAACGCAACUCCACCACCUUCUCCUCACGAGAAGCAAACUCCCCCUGCUCCUGCUGGGUUGACAUCAUCUCCACCGGCCCCAGUCGACAAGACUCAGCAGGACGGUCCUGCUUCCACAGGCGGCGACAUACCGAGUUGUGCCUUAAAAUUGGUCAAAGACAAAGUGGCCAAGAUUUUGAAGCACGAACAAUGCCGAGAGGCGAUGGCUGGGACGGAGAUGAUGGACGUCGACCAGAUCUUAAACCGCGCCUUGAACGAGUUUGCCAGUGAAAUGCUGACCCUUACUGCCGGUCGUCUCCGCUCGGGUGCUGUUACCUAG